AAAACGGCAGGCUAGUAGUCCUAGAGAGGCUGCAGAAGGGCUCCAGGGAGGUCCCCAACAUGCUGCUGCACAUUCCCUUUUCCGCCUAGGAAAACUGAAUGUGCUUUUUGAGGAUUUAAUGUCCUUCUCCUCCAGCAAAAGAAGUGAAGCUGCAAAGGGCCCUGAGAAGGUUUCCUUCAGUAAAAGAGCGGUGGUGAACAAGAUGGCAGCCCCUUCAAGCGAAAUGGCAGACCCUGGCCUUCUGUUGCAGGCUCAAGUGAAAAUGGAGUCUCAGUGCCAAGGGGAUGGCGCUGCUGUUGAAGAGAAUGGAAAAUCCCCCUUCAUAAUCCAGCCAGGAACCGCAGAGGAGCUCUCCAAAGUCAAGCAGGAGCUGCCCGAGGAGCCACUCCAGUGCUGGAAUGGUCAGUGGCCGAGGGUGUUGGAGUUGCUGCCGCCUCCCGUGGCCGCCAUGGAGUGGGAUGGCCUCCAGUUGCCUCCUGUGGCUCAAGGGACCAACACCGAGGCCUACUUGGCCGCCUUCGAGCGGAUGGCGGACGCCUCGCAGCGGCCGAGAGAAGAGUGGGUCGCAAGGCUGAUGCCCGUCCUCGGCGGUCAAGCCCGGCAGGCCUGUUUCAGCCCGGAGGCCAAGGACAAGGGGGACCAUGGGAAGGUCAAGGUGGCCGUUCUGCACCUGGACGGCUCCCUCGCUGCCGAGACGCACCGCCAAGGCUUCCGGCACUUCUCCUACCAGGCGGCCGAGGGGCCGAGGGGGGCGUGCCGGCAGCUGCAGAAGCUUUGCCGGCGGUGGUUGCGGCCGGAGAACCAGACCAAGGAGCAGAUCCUGGACCUCCUCAUCCUGGAGCAGUUCCUUUUCAUCCUCCCGCAGGACAUGCAAGACUGGAUCCGGGAACAUGGCCCCGAGACCUGCGACCAGGCUGUGGCCCUGGCAGAGGAGUUCCUGCAGCGGCAGCAGGAGGUGGAGAGGUGGGCCCAGCAGGUAAUUGUGCCAAUUGAGAUGGUGAUCGUCAAUUCCCCUGUAGAUCAGGCUCUGUCUGAGGCAGCACAGCAACAUCCACGCAGGGAGGCCAAACAAGUUGAAAAUGAAGAUAUCAGUUUGCAAGAGAACUUUGUGACCAGAAAUGGGGCUAAAGAUCUGCUCCAGGGAGAAGCUCAACUGGAAGAGCAAGGAAGACGACUUCAUGGAGGAUUUGGAGAAGCUGCUUUCCCAAGGGGCGAUCCAAAAAGAUCGCACGUGCGUGAGCAUAGAUUGGGAAAACAGCCAAAGGGUUACCUGUCUGUGAGAGUGAUCCAGGACAGAGGCCUUGGCGGGGCACUGUCUAACUCGGAAACAAAGCGGCAUCUUUGCAAAGAGUGUGGGAAGGGAUUCCGGAAGAAGUGGGACUUGAUCCGGCACGAAAGGAUCCACACGGGCGAGAAGCCGUACCAGUGCCCAGAAUGUGGAAACAGCUUCAACCGAAAUGCAACCCUCACAAAGCACCUCCUCAUUCACUCUGGGGAGAAGCCCCACCAAUGCACCUACUGCGGAAAGAGGUUCACACGGCGCUCACAUGUCACCAACCAUCAGAGGCGUCAUUCAUGCCAAGGAAGAUCUUGACAAAGUGCCAAUGGCUGCCAAUGGAUGGAGAGCAUGAAAGUCUUGUAGUCGCCUGUUUGUGCUGCAAGGUUUGGAGUAGAAGCUAAGCUGCUGCAGAGUAUGAUGGCAGCCAUGAGAAUAUGCAUUGCUCGUCUGAUUGAUUCUGGUGAAACAUGCCAGAAGACAAGCAACUUUCAGGGAGACCCACCCUGAUCAAGUUAGAGAUCUCUGCCUGCUUCUAUCAUUUGGUGAAAGUCAAGGAAACUGACGGAGUAUCAGAAACAGGAAUGUCACCCAGCUUUGCCUGAUGCAGAAUGAUGGCGAGGAAUUCAGCCUCCAAACUGUUAAGUACAUUAUUAUUGACUCUCUUGCUGAAGGAGUUGGCAUUUCAUAGUGGCCUCUGGCUUGGACUCAGAGCCUACAUUAGAGAUGCUGCUGGAAGGCAGAACUUGGAUAACUGCUAUUUUUGAUGAGGUAACUGACUUUUUUACCAAGCCAGAAUUGCUUUGCUGUAUUAUUGCCAAAAGCUGACUUCCCAUGAAGAUGUUUCAAGCAUGUAAAAGCAAAAUAUGAUCCAGCAGAAAUGUAUUUACUAGGAAAAAAACCCACACUUCAUUCCAUUGUUUGACAGCAAUCAAUAGACUUUGUUCUGCACCCAACCAAAGGAUGUGACCCACUUGAAAAGAGGUGUAGCCUGAAUCCAAGUUAAAAUAAAUGCCAGGUCUUGGUCUGGAGAGAAAAUUGAUAUCUGACCUAAAGAAAUACUGGCCUGGUGUGCUUGUAUUCCUUUAAUAUCUAUGUAUACAAAAAUCAACAGGUUUCACAGCAUUGACACAAAAUUGUCACCUAUUCAUCUCUGCAUAUCAAGCUGUUGUUAAAGGCAAAAGUACACAGUAACUGAAGAUUUGACAAAUCAAGCUGCAAGGAAAUCAGACUGAAUUUUUUAAAAACAGACACACCUGGCUCCUCUUCAGGGUCUACUGUUGCUAAGGAGGACUUUAUAGGGUCCAAGGGAAGUUCCUUUGCAGCGGUCACACAGGACUGCAGUAUGAUUUUGCUGUUUUAAUUAAAUGAGGCCAAACUGACAUGACUGUUAAUCACCUCAUUCCUUUUAAAAAAAAAACCAAUGCAAUGUAAUAAUAUAUUUUGCUGUUUUCCUAGA
Molecule: messenger RNA, 2735 nt
Organism: Anolis carolinensis (green anole)
Lineage: Eukaryota; Metazoa; Chordata; Lepidosauria; Squamata; Anolidae
Product: zinc finger protein 24
Exons: 5
Coding region: 119-1594 (491 amino acids)
Source: RefSeq, a predicted model, not a curated record